Molecule: messenger RNA, 1552 nt
Organism: Daphnia pulicaria
Lineage: Eukaryota; Metazoa; Arthropoda; Branchiopoda; Diplostraca; Daphniidae
Product: bestrophin-4-like
Exons: 11
Coding region: 277-1374 (365 amino acids)
Molecular function (GO): chloride channel activity
Source: RefSeq, a predicted model, not a curated record
CUAUUCAUUAUAUCUUUACGAUACAAUUUCCCCUUUAAAUUGCAUUACUUAUUUCGUCUUCUCUUAUUUUUUUCCUUUCGCCGGUCUGAAAUCGCUAUGCUAGAGCGAUGCGCUCCUCAUUGUGCUGGAAGAAAUCGGCGGUAGUAGAGUGUCCCUUGUUUAAUCAAACUGUUGAAACUUAUUUAAGUGUUUACCUCGCAAGUUUACACAUCCCUCAGUUGGGCAUUACCUUCCCACCAAAUUUCUACUUCGGACUCAAAAUCUUCGGCUGACAACAUGAAUAACAAUUCAACUACGUCGGAAUUUAUCAAAAUGACUUCGAUUUCUGAAGGAACAGCGGUAAAAACAGAUAUUCAUGGCAUUUACCGUUUCGGCGGAAGAUUCAAAUCAGUUCUACUCAGAUGGAAAAGAAGUGUAUAUCAACUCAUUUGGAAACAUAUGCUCAUCUAUGCAAUAGUCUAUGUAUCGCUAAGCAUCCUCUAUCAGUUCAUCCUCAAUGAAGAUGGGAAAAAGGAUUUUAGGGUACUAGCAGAACAUUGCACUGGCUACUCCCGCAGUCUCAACAUAAUGAUUGUUCUGGGAUUUUUCACGUCAACAACUAUGCAGCGCCUAUUUAAUAUGCAAAUCACGAUACCUGGAACGGCCAAGUCAAUUACCAUGUUCAUCCUAUCAUUAAAACCAGAUUUACCAGAGGGGCCCAUGAUUAUCGAACAGUACGCUCGGUGGCAAAUCCUAUCAUGGGUCUUUACAUUUCGCCUCGUUUGCAAACCUCUGUCUAAGAUCUAUCCAGAUCUUGCGUCGUUACAAACUGCAGGGUUAUUAACACAAGAAGAGAAGGAGAUCAUGGAAAACCCAGAAUUGACUAAUCCAAAUACACCACGUCCUCUGGUUGUUAUAGAUUGGAUAUUGCUGCUGUUGAAGGAGACAUUUUUAAAAGGUCAAUACUUUGCCGAAAUAAAUUACAUGAGAAACGUGGAUGUAGUAAUGGCAUUCAAAAAGAGUUGCGGCAAUACAAUCAAAUUUGCCACACAAAACAUUUCGCCAGCUCUCAUUCAGGCUGUCAUUCUAGCGGUCUAUGGAUUCGGUUGCAUCACACUGAUGGCUCGAAAUUUUAGCAAAGAAGAAGCACCCCUUUCUAAUGCUAUGAUUGCCUACAUCCCACUCAUGCCCGGACUGCAGUUCUUCAUUUACUUUGCCUGGCUUUGUUUUGGGAGAGCUGCAGUCGAUCCUUUCGGGGAUGACGAAGACGAUAUCAAUGUCAAACAGCUCGUACAAUCACACAUCGAGGAUUCCAUAAGGCUGAAGGUCAUUUACAAUCAAAAGCUACGGGAUCUUUUUCCAAAUUUUGCGAGUCGUCCUCAAACCGUAUUGUAAAAAAAGAGAACCCCUUUUAGCCCUCAUGGACCCUGUCGCUAUCAACGGACUCUAUGCGCCAAAUGAUUUUGCCUCUUUUCCGGAUAUAACUUGUCUAAUGUGAGAAGCGAGUGCAAUUAAGAUGCAACUAUUUGAACGGCAUCGGUUUUCAAUUGAAGAUAAAAUUCUGUUUUAAACA